Molecule: messenger RNA, 1448 nt
Organism: Cavia porcellus (domestic guinea pig)
Lineage: Eukaryota; Metazoa; Chordata; Mammalia; Rodentia; Caviidae
Gene: Spo11
Product: SPO11 initiator of meiotic double strand breaks
Exons: 13
Coding region: 1-1191 (396 amino acids)
Biological process (GO): meiotic DNA double-strand break formation; reciprocal meiotic recombination; meiotic DNA double-strand break processing
Cellular component (GO): nuclear chromosome
Molecular function (GO): DNA topoisomerase type II (double strand cut, ATP-hydrolyzing) activity; DNA binding; ATP binding
Source: RefSeq, a predicted model, not a curated record
AUGGCUUUUGCACCCAUGGGGCCUGAGGCCUCGUUCUUUGAGGUGCUCGACCGCCAUAGAGCGUCCCUGUUGGCUGCCCUGAGUAGAGGCGGCCAGGAGCCCCCGGGACAGGGAACUCCCGUGGCCUCUAGUUCUGAGGUUCUUGCAUCUAUAGAAAAUAUCAUUCAAGACAUUGUCACAAGCUUGGCAAGGAGAGAGGCACCUGCCUUCAUCAUAGACAACAGAUCAAGCUGGGAAAACAUCAAGUUCGAGGAUACGGUGGGUCUUCAGAUGGUACCCCACUGUAGCACAAGAAAAAUCAGAAGUGACUCUCCAAAAUCAGUGCAAAAAUUCGCUCUAAUUCUUAAAAUAUUAUCCAUGAUUUAUAAAUUAGUACAGAGCAAUACUUACGCGACCAAAAGGGACAUAUAUUACACAGAUAGCCAACUCUUUGGUAAUCAGACUGUGGUGGACAAUAUUAUUGACGACAUUUCGUGCAUGCUGAAACUACCAAGGAGGAGUCUACACAUUUUGUCAACAUCCAAAGGGUUAAUUGCUGGCAACCUGAGAUACGUGGAGGAGGACGGCACCCGGGUGACCUGCGCCUGUGGAGCCUCCGCUAUUGCUGUGCCAUCUAAUAUUCAAGGAAUUCGGAACCUAAUCACAGAUGCGAAAUUUCUGUUAAUUGUAGAAAAAGAUGCAACCUUUCAGCGGCUCCUAGAUGACAACUUCUGCUACAAAAUGUCGCCGUGCAUCAUGGUGACGGGGAAAGGCACACCCGACCUGAACACGAGACUGCUGGUCAGGAGGCUGUGGGAGCUGUUUCAUGUUCCUGUUCUCACCCUGGUAGACGCUGACCCACACGGCAUAGAGAUAAUGUGCAUCUAUAAGUAUGGAUCCAUGUCUAUGUCAUUUGAAGCCCACAACCUGACGGUCCCAGCUAUUAGGUGGCUUGGUCUCCUCCCUUCUGAUAUUAAAAGGUUAAAUAUACCUAAGGACAGUUUGAUUCCACUUACGAAAUGGGACCAGAUGAAACUUGACAGCAUCUUGAAGAGACCUUAUGUUACUGGCCAGCCGUUUUGGAGAAAAGAAAUGGAGCUGAUGGCAGACUCCAAAAUGAAGGCGGAAAUCCAAGCUCUGAACUCCCUGUCCUCAGAUUACCUUUCUAGAGUGUACUUACCCAACAAAUUAAAAUUUGGAGGGUGGAUAUGAAAGCACAAGACUUACUAUGACUCUUCGUUGGCAAAUCCUGUUACGGAAAGACUGUAAAGGUCGAACAAAAUGAUCUUUCACUGCAUGUUUUAUCAGGACCAAUGCUAUACCUAAUUCUCUAAAAGACUUUAUUUCAUCCUCCACAGAGAUCAGUUGCUACCCCAUAUUCUAAAAUAAAUUGUAAAAGAAGAUACAUUAUUUUGACUUUCAAAUUGUAUUUGAAGACUGCUUUGCAUGUCAUAAAAGUCUAUAAAAUA